AUGGCAGUGACACCUUUCAAAGCAAAGGCUGAGGAAAGAGCGAAGUUGUGCAAGAAGGAUGAAGAGUCCCCUGAUCGUCCUGCCAAGCGCAUGUGCAACGCGUACGAGAAGCAGAUUGACCUGCUGGAGUAUGUGGGUUCUUUCCGCGGUGAAAAUGCAAUUCCUGGCUCUCACCCUGCAGCCUUGGUGGCUGAACUCUUUGCCAGCAGCAAUGACGAGCACAACACGCUUCACUGCCAACAGCUGGAAGCCUGGUAUAGUGAAUAUGCCACUGCUGUGCGCAAAGCACCAUACCUCUUCAAGAAGCCUGAGUCCAUCGUUGUUGACCCUUCCAUGAACGACGAGACGAUCAAGGUUCCAGUGACUUGUCUCAAGUUCUGUCCUCCAGAGGAUGGAUUUCCAGUAUGCGAAGAUUGGAUCGGCACUUUCGAGAGCUUUAUGUUCGGAGGAGUGGAGCUUGGAAGAGAGCCAUUGGAUGGCUCGUUGGAGCUCGUCACAGAUGGGUCCAAAGCAUUGACUGUGCAAUCCAUCGAUCAGAUCAAGGGGUGGACACGCAGCUCCAUUGUCAUGACGUUUCUGAUCGCCGCCUCAGAGCUGGACCUUAGUGAUCCAUCGGCGCUGGAAAAGCUGAAGCCCUUGCAGCCCAUCUUGGACCGGUGCUGGAUGCUUCCAGUUCACGUGACAUUCAACAUGGGUUCGGCUCAUCGUUCGUUUCGGAAUAUCACCUUGUCAUUCCGAGGGAGUGAGCGCCAAGCACCAAGCAGCUUGCAACUGGCGUUGCGGUUUUCUUGUGUGCUCGAGCAGUAUGAAAAGGAAGGUCGCCAUCGACCUGACAUGACGGUCGAGCAACGAUUGACCGAUGUUGUGACCGAGUUCAACCUGAGCCCAGGCUUGCAAAGCAAGCACCGCAUAGAAGAGGACCGAUUCAAGGCUGUUCUGAACUUGCUGUCGGGCACAUGUGAGGCAUCCCGCAACGUGAUCAGGGAGCACUUGGAUGGGAACAAAUGGCAUAACAGUGCCUUCUCCACAGAGCAGUUCAAAGGAUCACGAUGGAUGCUGACAGCUAGCCCGAAGGCUUCGACAUGUCCGGCAGAGCUCCGCAAGUGUUUGACAGUGACGCCACACAGCCAAGUGCUACACCUCCAGUUGGUGGUCAAAGUGUUCGUGGACGCAGGACGGCGUCUUCGUCCUUCAGCUCGAUCCAGGGUCAGGAUGUCUUUGGACCAAUUUGAGCACCUGUGCGAUUUCGCUUGCGUCUUUUCCUAUGUCUGGCAGGAGGCCAAGCUGCUGUCAAGCUGGAAUGAAGAGAAAGAUGCUGCGAUGGCAAAGGCAUUUUUCCAAAGGGAUUACGCUUCCGACAUCGAGGCAGCUGUGACCGCCAAGCUCUCGACAUGGAAGCCACAGCAUUUGUCACUGUGGACUGAUUUGGUGGAGCAGCCAUUGCAGCCAGUGGCUGUGGCGUCGGCCGUCGAGAUCAUGGAAAUCGAAGAUCAAGCACAAGCGGCCCGCUUCAGAGAAGUAAGGGCAAAGGUGUCGCAAGACAUUGCGGCCAUGACUGCGUACAACACAGCGAAGGAUGAAUCAAACCGCAGAAAUCAUGUGGUGUCGGUCAUGCACCAGAAGGCGCAGGUGACAGUUGGGAAGCAGCUCUGCGAAGCCUUCAUGGAGAAAUGUUGCCGACUUUCCUUGGUGACCAAGAAGGAUGGCUUUGACACCGGCUUGGACGCUAUGAUCCGACAGACCGCUGCAAACCACAAGGUGACUCCACAGGAUGUUGAUUGCAUCCUCUACUUCGAUUGCACCAAGUUGGGUGUGCUCCAGCAAGCUGAGAUCAACAUGCUCGGGGACUAUGCUGAGAAAUUGCUCUUCAAAAACCCACAGCGUGGUGUUUUGGUGCUCAUCCCGCCACUGCUGGUUGGUGCAGAAAGUGGAGGCAGUCUCCGUGGAGACAUGAGGUUUUGCAGCUCGCAAUUGUGGCUGCGCCAGAGUCUGCCGCUUGGAUCUUUCCCCAAAGCUUUGGAUGAGAAGCAGUUUGUGGUGCCUGGAGAGGCGUUCCUAUGCCACGAAUCACGAAGGUCACUUAGCGAUUUGCAGGAAACCUCUCAGUGGCUCGGGGGUUGCCAGGUCUCUCAGCGAUUGCUUGAAGCGCUGACAGGUGACAGAAAGAAUUUCCAUGGCGCGGUUGUCGUGCAUCCCACCUCGUAUGAUGGUUGUCUGGAGAUGGCGUCAAUGAAGCUUGGUUUUCCAGUGCUUGCAAGUUCUGGACAAGGUGUCGCCUACAACUGCUCCAAGGAGAUUGUGAAGAACCACCUGGUCGAGGCUUGGAAGAACAGCCGCAGUCCAAUGGACAAGUGCACACCACGCUACAAGCGUGAUCCACCUGCAGAGGAGUUGCCAACUGCACCUGGUGUUCCGGAGCUCAAGAUCUUGCAGAUCAGUGAAGACAAGCUGAUCAUCCCACGUGAUGUGAGACAGGCAUUCUUGUCCUGCCCCAUCUGGGGGCCGGAAUGGAGAGAACUGCUCAAAAAGUUCGAUGCUGACUGGGGCGUGGCCAUUCCGAACCCAAGUCCUGCACCUCAGCCUUCGGCUGGUAGUGGGCCUGGGCCAGUGGAUGGUGCUGGCUUCUGGUCCAACUAUUUCCAGGAAGAUCCCAAGACGCUGGAGGCCGUCAAAGCCAAAUACGGCGCUGACAUCACUGAGUUCGCUGGUUUGGACUCUUCGUCUUCUUUCCUUUUGUGUCCCGGCCCUGUGCUCUUCAUCCAUGCGAAAGACGCUGUGCUGCUGCGGGUGAGUGAUAGCCCCCUGGUUUGCCAUGGUGCUGGAACUUGGCUCCUUGCUGAAAAAGCAGAGAAGUACUUGAGAGAUCACCCUGGAAAGGGAAUCCCUUGCGCAUGGACUGCUGACUCGGUCCCUGUGAUCAUUGAGGAAGAUGGUGUGGACAGCUCGGUGAUGAGCCUCCGGGCUGCCUUGCAGCACUUUGAGACCAAAGGCUUGGUGGAGUAUACAGUGGGAGGCCACACUUGCUGCAGGCCGCCAAGUGUGCAGCAGGGGCGUGAAGCAGACUGCUUCCAGGUUGGGCCGGAUCCUGCCAACACCUUGGUUUGGAAGCCGAACAAUGUACCCACCCGCGGCAUCAAAGCGGCCAAUGUCGCAUCCGCUUUCUCUUGGCCAGCGCUUGAGGCCAGCCCAUUGAAGGUGGUGUGGAGGCUUCGCCUGUGGAUGACUGAAAAGUGCAUAGCUCCGGCUAAGCCAUUGUAUUUCUUGCCCCAUGACUUGGAUCUUGCAAAGGGAUCCUGCCAGCGCCUUAUCUAG
Molecule: messenger RNA, 3312 nt
Organism: Cladocopium goreaui
Lineage: Eukaryota; Dinophyceae; Suessiales; Symbiodiniaceae
Source: the annotation of a GenBank genome assembly